CUCUUCUCUCUCUUUGUCUACGAAGAUAUUAAAAAAUCAGAAGAGAUAUCUCUGAAAAAUCGAUUGAAAGCUAACAUGAUUAAAAAAGAGUUGCAGAGAGUGGAAUCUUCUGGUAAAGCUUUUGCAUCCGCAGAACCAAAAGGCAAAUCAAAGAAGAAGAAGAUGCUCAAAUUCGAUGAACCACAGUGCACAAACCCAUCAUGUUUCUUUUGCAGCAUGAAAGAGACCAACCCUUUCCGUCGAAGAUCCAAACUCACCGCAAUUUUCAAGGAGAUUCCUCGUACGGAGUCAAAAGACCAUGUCUUGGUCUUGAGUGGUCUGUGGAACAUAGCCAUGUCCGAGCCUGACGAUCCUGAGUUCCCAUCACUAGGUUUGUUCGAGUGUAUGUCAAAACUCAUACAUAAAUCAAUCAAAAACAGUGCUUGGCUCCUCAAAGACCAGAACAUAUUCAUUCCUUACUACGCAGCUCAUAUCAUCGGAUCAUAUGUUAUGAACAAAGAAGAUUUGGCUGCAAGAGCGGUUUAUUCAAAGGCUUUUGUUGUUCCUGCUUUGUUGGAGCUUUUGAGAGGGAACAUCAGUUGGGUUGAGCAGCGAGCCGCGGCUCGAGCACUUGGUCACUUAGCUAGUCAUGAGAAGAGCUUUGAAGUGGUUUCUUUGUUUGAAGAAGAAACCGUUAAGCUUUCUAUGGAGAUUGCUACUAGUUAUUUGGUUGAUAUGAUAAAGUAUUGGUUCUUGUUGUUCUGAGCUGCCCGCAUGAGUCAUGUCUAAUAGCAUUUGCUUGGUUUGGUUUACGGUAGAGUUGACAGAGAUUAGCUGCUUUCAGUAUGGAUUAGAUGUGAAUUGCUGCUGUUUUCAGUAUGGAUUAGAUGUGAAUUGCUGCUACUUUGUUUUUUAUAUGUUCAUCUGUUUAAAUAAAGAGUUCAUGAGGAAAUUCUCUUUUUUGA
Messenger RNA from Camelina sativa (false flax), 944 nucleotides. RefSeq lists its product as uncharacterized. The record is from RefSeq and is a predicted model, not a curated record. Lineage: Eukaryota; Viridiplantae; Streptophyta; Magnoliopsida; Brassicales; Brassicaceae.